Molecule: messenger RNA, 3066 nt
Organism: Scomber japonicus (chub mackerel)
Lineage: Eukaryota; Metazoa; Chordata; Actinopteri; Scombriformes; Scombridae
Gene: slc44a2
Product: solute carrier family 44 member 2
Exons: 22
Coding region: 63-2585 (840 amino acids)
Biological process (GO): transmembrane transport; choline transport
Cellular component (GO): membrane
Molecular function (GO): choline transmembrane transporter activity
Source: RefSeq, a predicted model, not a curated record
UUCCAUGGUAACUGUCCUGUCUAAGCUCUGAACAACAGCGAGGAGUCGAGCUCAGUGUGAGAAUGGAGCUGGAGGAAAAAAACCCGGACCCUAAAUACGGGGAGUCCAGGAAGUUUGACCCAAACUUCAGAGGGCCCAUUCACAACAGGGGUUGCACAGAUGUCUUCUGCUGUAUUCUCUUCGUCUUGGCCAUGUUUGGGUACUUUGCUGUGGGUAUCCUCGCCUGGUCCCAGGGCGACCCCAGGAAGGUGAUCUAUCCCACAGACAGCAGGGGGCAGUUUUGCGGACAAGAGGGAACACCUCUGGCGAAGAAGCCUCUGCUGUUCUACUUCAAUAUCUUGAAAUGUGCCAGUCCGCUAGUGCUGCUGGAGUUCCAGUGUCCCACCACACAGUUAUGCAUAGAAAGCUGUCCUAACAGGCAUCUCACAUUGUUGAAAGCCAAGACAAAUACGGAAGACCUUGAAUACUACAGCCGAUUCUGUAAGGAAGGAGUGGACAUCAAAAAGUUGAAUGUUCCUGAGAUCCUGAGGGACGGCUUGUGUCCUGCGAUGAUCAUGCCCAGUAAACCCUUCACACGUCGCUGCCUUCCGGCUCUGGGAACGAGGAAAGGUGGGGUGGUGAUGGUGGGCAACGAGACCACUCUGGAUGAUGGAGAGGGCAGGCAAAUCAAUGCCACCAACGUGCUGGAGGCUUCAAAGAAGUCAAACAUGGUCAUCGAAGCUCGCCAGGUGGCCAUGAGAAUCUUUGAGGACUACACUCAGUCGUGGCAUUGGAUAUUGCUUGGUCUGGUGAUUGCCAUGGUUGUCAGCUUGAUUUUCAUCGUCCUGCUGCGCUUCUUGGCAGGCAUCAUGAUCUGGGUCAUGAUUUUCUUGGUUAUUGUGGUUAUUGGAUACGGUAUUUUCCACUGUUUCAUGGAGUUUAAGAGCCUGAAGGGAGAGCCUGGUUCUGACGUCACCAUCCGUGACCUGGGCCUGCAGACGGACUUCUCUGUCUACCUGCAGAUCAGACAGACUUGGCUGGCUUUCAUGAUCAUCCUGGCUAUCGUGGAGGUCAUCAUCAUCCUGCUUCUCAUCUUCCUCAGGAAGAGAAUAAUGAUUGCCAUCGCCCUUAUCAAAGAGGCCAGCAGAGCCGUUGGGCACGUGAUGUCAGCGCUGUUCUACCCACUGCUGACCUUUGCCCUCCUGGCCGUGGUGAUUGCUUACUGGGCCAUCACUGCUGUAUUCUUGUCCACCUCUAACGAACAGGUGUACAAAGUGUUCAACAACUCUGAAUGCGAGUUCUCACGAGAUACCUGUGACCCCAAGACAUUCAACACCUCCAACGUUUCAGCUCAGUGCCCUGAUGCAGAGUGCAUGUUUGCCUUCUACGGUGGCGAGACACUCUACCACAAAUACUUAAUCGUGCUGCAGUUUUACAACGUCUUCCUCUUCUUCUGGUGUGCCAAUUUUGUGACGGCCCUGGGCCAGGUCACUCUGGCAGGGGCCUUUGCCUCAUAUUACUGGGCCUUCAAGAAGCCUGAUGAUAUCCCUGCAUUCCCCAUCUUCUCCUCCCUGGGAAGAGCCCUCAGAUACCACACAGGCUCCUUGGCAUUUGGCUCUUUGAUCCUGUCUAUAGUCCAGGUCAUCAGGGUUAUUCUGGAGUAUCUGGAUCACAAGUUGAAAGGAGCCCAAAACAAGUUUGCUAAAUUCCUGCUGAAGUGCAUGAAGUGCUGCUUCUGGUGUCUGGAGAAAUGCAUCAAGUUCCUGAACAGAAAUGCCUACAUCAUGAUUGCCAUCUAUGGAAAGAGUUUCUGUACAUCAGCUCGAGACGCCUUCUUCCUUCUCAUGAGGAACAUCAUCAGGGUGGCUGUUUUAGACAAAGUGACAGACUUCCUGCUGUUUCUUGGAAAGCUCCUCAUUGUUGGAAUUGUUGGAAUUUUCUCUUUCUUCUUCUUCUCUGGAAGAAUCAAAGCUGUCGAGCAGGCUGCUCCAUCUCUGAACUACUAUUGGGUGCCAAUUCUGACGGUGGUAGUGGGAUCUUACCUCAUCGCCCACGGCUUCUUCAGUGUGUACGCCAUGUGCGUGGACACACUCUUCCUCUGCUUCUGUGAGGACUUGGAAAGAAACGACGGCUCGUCUGAAAGGCCUUACUACAUGUCCCCCGAGCUGCACGAGAUUCUCUCCAAAGUGAAGAGUCAGGAGGAAGAUCGAGACGGUGGCGACCAGCAGGAAGACUCUGCAAAGGAAGCGGAUGAGGUAAAACUGGAGGAGGAAACCCCUCUUCAGCAAGAAAACGGAGAGAUCCAACUGAAACAGCAGACCGUCCUCAAGCAGGAGAAUGAGGAGGAGCAGCCCCUGCAGUCCAAGACGGAUGCGGAAGAAGCAAAAGAGGAGAAGAGUGAGGAACAAAAAGACAGUCAAAUGGAGGAGGCUGAAAAGAAGGAAGAACCAGAGGUGAAGGAAGAGGCGGAGAAGCAGGAGUUGAAACAGGAAGAAAAGAGCGAGGAGGAGGCGUCACCUCCAGCUGUGGAAGUUGAGAAAGAUGAGACGGGCGAAAAGAAAGAUGAAUCCCAGGAAGAAAAUCCUCCCUCUGCACCACAAGAGUAGACAAUAAGAGUAUGUAACAGCAAAAAAAAGAAUGAGGCUUGGUAAACAUGAUAAAGCUUAAAAUGCAUACAUGCAGAGUGAAACGUUGUGAUGUGGAUCUGUUAAAUUUACGGCGAGCUGCAUUUCAGAUCGCCUCGCUAUUUGAGUGCCGUGACGUCCAGCUGGAGACGGUUGUCGUGUUUGAAGGUUGAAGCAGGUUAAAAAGCCCAGUGCAUUUCUGUAGCUUGAAAAAAAACAAAAACGCUCUCUUGUGUUGGUUUUUAGAACAGUGUUGGUUUUGAAAUUGUGAAGAUCUGUAGAACAUUGUGAGUGCUGAACCUGUGCCUGAUUACUGUCACUAAUAUGUGUUGUCUUAAUCCUGUUAACGAAUGCACUACAGAACCACAACUCACUAUGUUUACAGUCAGAACAAACACAUCUUAACUGAUGGUGAAUCUCCUUCACUGUUUACAAUAAUACCAGCUGACGCCAAAAUGUUACA